This is a messenger RNA of Phytophthora nicotianae INRA-310, 1376 nucleotides long. RefSeq lists its product as hypothetical. The transcript has 3 exons. NCBI's taxonomy places the organism in Eukaryota, Oomycota, Peronosporomycetes, Peronosporales, Peronosporaceae. Gene Ontology annotation, biological process: protein targeting to membrane; peptidyl-L-cysteine S-palmitoylation. Gene Ontology annotation, cellular component: Golgi apparatus; endoplasmic reticulum. Bases 237 to 1070 code for a protein of 277 amino acids. The record is from RefSeq and is a predicted model, not a curated record. Gene Ontology annotation, molecular function: protein-cysteine S-palmitoyltransferase activity.
GGUAAAACGUCCGACGUUCAAACCUAUCACAUAUCAUAUUUGCCACGUGUAUGAAAUAUAUCAGGUUUGACCAGUCUGGAACACAGGGCAAAAAUCGGUACAGGUAUCGGGAGAGCGGAUGCUGCGCGUUCAUGACAAGUGCGUAGGUCCUGCUGUGUAUUAGUGUGAACGAGAACGCUAACGAUGGUGUGGUGUAUAGUGUGCUGCUUCGUUCGGUGUCGGUAUUGCCUGUGCUGAUGGUAGCAGCGAUCAUAACGCUGGAGUACUAUGUGUUCAUGACGGAACACUGGGUGAAGGAAUUCCAGCGGUCCGUGGGGCUCUUCGUGCUGCUGCGGAUACUGGAGGCAGCGCUUUUCCACUUCGUGACUGGUUGCAUGCUGGUGGCGUAUUAUAAGGUGGUGUUCACAGACCCUGGAUAUGUCACGCCUGCAGUGGUUCAACGCAUCAGUGACGCCAUGCAAGAAGCGAUGGAAGGUGGUAAGAGCCCACCGAUGGUUAACACUUGUCGGAGAUGUAAACUGCUCAAACCUUUUCGGGCUCAUCACUGCAGCUUCUGUAAUCGUUGUGUGCUGAAAAUGGAUCAUCACUGUCCCUGGGUCGCGAAUUGUGUCGGCGAAGGCAACUACAAGUUCUUCUUCCAUUUUGUCGUGUACGCCUUCUUAGCUCUGUCAAUGUGUGUGAGGGCACUGUCGGGACCUUUCCAAGCGGCUCUCUUCAGUGAGGAUGCACCCCGAGGUGCUGCGAACUUCUCGGCGAUGGCAGUUGUCGGAUUUGUACUGGGUGGAGCGCUGGCUAUUAGUCUGCUGGGAUUUAUUGCUGUCCACUCGUACCUCUUGGUCCACGGUGCUACCACGAUCGAGUGCCAUCAGUACGGCCGUGCCUUCCCUUUCAAUCAAGGCUGGCGGAAGAACUUCAACGACGUGUUUGGCGAUACGACAAAAGACUGGUUACUACCCACAACACCAGCACGGAAGCAACGCUACGUUUUGCAUCCAGCGGAGCUAGAGCACCUCACUGCAGACAGCUGCUUCGGCGACUCCAGUGACCAAGAAGAUGACAGUUUGCUAUAGUAGAAAUCGCACUCAUGCGCAAUAUCGAUUCGUUCAUGUUACCUUGGUGCCUGAUGUGCUUUGCUAUCGCGAACUUAACCCUGCUAACCACUACUUAAGAUCCAAGCUCGUACUGCAGCAAGCACGUAUCACCUGACAUCUUACUGAGGAGGAAUCUCGCCGGCGUGGAAAACGAGCGAGACGCUGUUGACACAGUGACGCUCGUCUGUUGGCGUCUUGAAUCCCUCGCCCUUGAACACGUGACCCAUGUGACUGCAAAGCAAAGUGUCAACACAAUUCGUCAAGUUAACUAACCAAAUACCACCG